AUGGCGGCUAGAGCUUUGUCUCUGGAUGAGGAGCUCUGCUGUUCUGUGUGCUGUGAAAUCUUUGAGGACCCUGUAGUCCUGAAAUGCAGCCACAGCUUCUGUAGAGUCUGUCUGCAGCGUUGCUGGGAAGAGAAGAGCUCUCGGGAGUGUCCCAUCUGCAGGGGGAAGGCCUCUAUCGAACCUCUACCUAACUUGGUUCUUAAAAACAUUGUGGAGACCUACGUGAAGCAGAAAACUGAGAGUGAAGCUGCAGAGAAGAGUGAAGCUCGCUGCAGUCUUCAUGGAGAGAAGCUUCUACUCUUCUGUGAGGAGGACCAGGAAGCUCUCUGUGUCGUGUGUCAGACUUCAAAAAAACACAGAAACCACCAGCUUUGUCCAGUGGAAGAGGCUGUACUGGAUCUGAAGGAGGAACUCAAAGCUACACUGAAAUCUAUUCAACAAAAUCUGAAGAGGUACACUGAAGUGAGGAAAGACUGUGAAAAAACAGCAGAACAUAUCAUGAAUCAGGCCCAGCACACAGAGAGGCAGGUAAAGGCAGAGUUUGAGAAACUCCACCAGUUCCUGCGAGAUGAAGAGGAGGCCAGACUAGCUGCACUGAGGGAGGAAGAGGAGCAGAAGAGUCUGAUGAUGAAGGAGAAGAUAGAGAACAUCACCAGACAUGUCUCUACCCUUUCAGACAAAAUCACAGACAUAAAGAAGGCCCUGGACACUGAAAACAUCUCCUUCUUAAAGACAUACAAGGCUAUCAAAGACAGAGCCCAGUGCACACUGCAGGAUCCAGAGCUGCUUUCAGGGGCGCUGAUAGAUGUGGCCAAACACCUGGGCAAUCUGAAGUUCAGAGUCUGGGAGAAGAUGCAGAGGAUGGUGCAGUACACUCCUGUGACUCUGGACCCCAACACUGCACAUCCCUAUCUUUCUCUGUCGGAGGAUCUGACCAGUGUGAGGGACACAGAUACUGAACAGCAGCUCCCUGAUAAUGCACAGAGGUUUGACUACUGUGUGUGUGUCCUGGGCUCUGAGGGGUUUACCUCCGGAAAACACAGCUGGGAGGUGGAGAUGGGGAACAAGCCUGAGUGGGAUGUAGGAGUGGUGAAAGAGUCCACCAGCAGGAAGGGGAAAAUUGUGUUAAACCCUGCGAGUGGAUUCUGGGUCAUGACUCUGAGGAAGGGUCGCCAUUACGGAGCAGAAGGAGUGACACCGCUCACACUGAAGAGGAAACCCCAGAGGAUCAGAGUGCAGCUGGACUAUGACAGAGGGGAGGUGUCCUUCUAUGACCCUAGUAACAUGUCACACGUCUACACUUUCAAGGACACAUUUACUGAGAGAGUAUUCCCGUUUUUUUCUCCGUGCCCAAACGACGAUGGCCGUAACCCUGGAGCCCUACGAAUUGCCAUUAAUGAGCGGCCUGUCCAAUGGUAAAAUCAUCCUGUUAUAAUGUGUAGAGCUUCGCUAAUACCCUUUCAACUAUAAAUCUGCACCUGCUGCAUGUGUGACUCUUCUGAUGCGGACUGAAGACCCACCUCUUCAGACUGUACCUCAGUUCUACCUCAGU
Megalops cyprinoides (Indo-Pacific tarpon) is the source of this 1552-nucleotide messenger RNA. RefSeq names its product nuclear factor 7, brain-like. Bases 1 to 1419 code for a protein of 472 amino acids. The transcript is spliced from 6 exons. NCBI's taxonomy places the organism in Eukaryota, Metazoa, Chordata, Actinopteri, Elopiformes, Megalopidae. The record is from RefSeq and is a predicted model, not a curated record. Gene Ontology annotation, molecular function: zinc ion binding; ubiquitin-protein transferase activity; protein binding. Gene Ontology annotation, biological process: protein ubiquitination.